Molecule: messenger RNA, 2637 nt
Organism: Aspergillus uvarum CBS 121591
Lineage: Eukaryota; Fungi; Ascomycota; Eurotiomycetes; Eurotiales; Aspergillaceae
Exons: 7
Coding region: 1-2637 (878 amino acids)
Molecular function (GO): RNA binding
Source: RefSeq, a predicted model, not a curated record
AUGGCCGACAACGUCUCCGCUGCGACCGCUACCACCCUCCCCCCUCCUCCCCAAUCUUCCACUGUUGCCUCCAACCAGCAGUACGAUGCGUCUCAGGGCAACGGUCAAGCCAAUCCUUCCCACAUGCCACCACCUCCCCGCCCGCCCGUGGUAAUCCCUCAAAACACCAAUCCGAUCCCGACCGCUAUCACAUCGCCGAUGUCUGGCAAUAUGAUGUCUCCGACCAGCGCUGGUGGCUUUGUGCGUCGGGCAGCCCCUGAGCCAAACAAGAGGGCCCUUUAUGUCGGUGGCCUUGAUCCUCGAGUGACUGAGGAUAUCUUGAAACAAAUCUUUGAGACUACCGGUCAUGUUGUUAGCGUCAAGAUCAUCCCCGACAAGAACAAGUUCAACAGCAAGGGUAACAACUACGGCUUUGUCGAGUUUGAUGACCCCGGUGCUGCUGAGAGAGCUAUGCAGACACUCAACGGGCGCCGUAUCCAUCAGUCGGAGAUUCGUGUCAACUGGGCCUACCAAUCCAACACUACGAACAAGGAGGACACCUCGGGCCAUUUUCACGUCUUCGUUGGUGAUCUGAGCAAUGAAGUCAACGACGAGGUGCUGAUGCAGGCCUUCUCUGCCUUCGGCUCCGUGUCGGAGGCUCGCGUCAUGUGGGAUAUGAAAACUGGUCGCUCCCGAGGCUAUGGGUUUGUUGCAUUCCGUGACCGCUCCGAUGCCGACAAGGCUUUGAACUCCAUGGAUGGAGAAUGGCUGGGCUCUCGUGCGAUCCGUUGCAACUGGGCCAACCAGAAGGGCCAACCUUCGAUCUCUCAGCAGCAGGCCAUGGCCGCAAUGGGCAUGACGCCUGCUACGCAAUAUGGCCACCACAACUUUCCUACGCACGGCAUUCAGAGCUACGACAUGGUCGUCUCACAGACCCCGCAGUGGCAGACCACGUGCUACGUGGGCAACUUGACCCCUUACACCACGCAGAAUGACCUGGUGCCACUCUUCCAGAACUUCGGCUACGUGCUCGAGACUCGUCUGCAGGCGGACCGUGGAUUUGCAUUCAUCAAGAUGGACUCGCAUGAAAAUGCUGCCAUGGCUAUCUGUCAACUCAAUGGUUACAACGUCAACGGACGCCCUCUGAAGUGCAGCUGGGGCAAGGAUCGUCCCCCUACUGGCCAAUUCGACAACUUCUCUGGCCAGCAGGCCAGCUCACCUUUCAACUCUAGUCCCACUCCGUACUUUCCUCAGUACGGCGGUCCUGGGGGACCCAUGACCCCUCAAGGCCCCAACCCAGCCGGUAGAGGAUGGGACCAAUCCGGAAUGGGUGCUCAAGGCUAUGGCCAAGUUCCUGGUAACGCAGGAUACGGCCGCGGCCAAGGUGCCCCAGCCUCUGGGUGGAACCAGCCAAACAACGCCAAUUUUGGCAAUGGCUUCGCAUUAGUUGUUCCUGCGCCAAUGGAAGAUGCAGGCAAUCGCAGCGGUGCGGCACUCUCGCUGGACGACAAUGAUCGGCUCGCAGGGCGCAUGCGCUCGGGAAGCGCAAGCAGCGGCCACAAGCGCAACACCUCCGGCUCCUUACUGUCCCGAUUAUCCUUCCUGCGAAUGAUCCAGGCGACUCAGAACACGGCCGAGCGAAGCCAUUCGGGCCUCGAGCGCGAUGACGGCGACGAACUCAGCUCCGGCUUACGGGGCGGGCGGGCCAUGUCCAAUGCAAUCCAGCAGCAUCGGCGGACGCGUCGGAGACGGGGCUCGCUACGCAAGACGGCUCUCCUGGGCACCCGACUCGACUACCGAGACAAGAAGACCGCAAGGGUCCCGGCCGAUGUCCUGCGAGGGGACGGCAGUGGGAGCGAACCCCGACCGGGACCGACCCCCUUACCCGCCUCCCCCUCCUCCUCUUCCACAAACCCCCGAAUGCGAUAUCUAGCCGACUCUGUGUCGCGCACCGACGAUGAAAACACGCCGCUCAGGACCCUCGGCUCCCAACACGGAGAUGAGACGGAUACUGCAUGGACGCUGAUGGAUGCACCGCAACGCGCCCGGGCGGCCGGGCCGGCGGCGGCGUCGACGACGACGCAUCGCAUGUCCAUCCCGGCGAAAAACAACCUCCUUGGGGUCGGCGAUGAGAUGAUGACGACUGACGACGAAGAAAUCAUCUCCUUCCCGCGCGCCAGCAGCACUAGUCCCGCAUUGCAUUCGUCCUCCGCCACCAGCGGCGCGACGGGCCUGCGCCUGCCCUCUGCCUCGUCGCCCUCCGAUACCUACUACGCUCUGCAGACGGACCCGACGUACCGGGCUCUGCACCGGGCCAAGUCGCCGCUGGCCACGCACGCGGUGGAUAUGGCUGCCAGCUCGCAGCUGGUGUGGGACUACUCGGAGACCGAGUGGUGGGGGUGGAUCAUCCUGAUUGUGACGUGGCUGGUGUUCGUCGUGGGGAUGGGGAGCUGCUUCGGGGUCUGGAGCUGGGCGUGGGAUGUUGGGGAGACGCCGUAUGCGCCGCCGGAGCUGGAGGAUGAUCCCACCCUGCCGAUCGUCGGGUAUUAUCCGGCUUUGAUCAUCCUGACCGCGGUCAUGUCGUGGGUGUGGGUGGUUGUCGCCUGGGUGGGGAUGAAGUACUUCAAGCAUGCGAACAUCUCCGGGGAGGACGUCUGA